AUGGUGAUCUAUGACGCGACUGGUGCCCCCAUUGCCUGCGGCAUCAUCGAGGAGUCUUCGACAACCGUCUUCGAGGACUACCCAGGUUAUUCGGGCGACUUGCCAGACACCUCUGGCGGUGUCAAGGUGGUGUCCGACGAUGGCGAAGGCACCCAGACGCUCAGCUGGAUCUUCACUCAGGGCGUCGACCCGCGGUGCACCUCAGCCGGUCCGGCGGCCAACAGCUGCAGUGUCCAGAUCUUUGAUGGCACGAGCCCCGAUGCACCCGGCAACCCUUACUGGAACCAGGGCGACAUCCCCCAGAACCCUUGGCCGGAGGUGCGCUACGUGAUCCAAGCUUUCCUCCCAACAGUGGUGAAUGACAUCGAGGUGACGACCGGACUUACCUCCGCGGACCUCGAUGGUCGUGUUGUGGUGGUCUACGACUACGACGGCGUCCCCGUCGGCAUCGCCAUCAUCCAGCUGCCAGAGGGCGCCCCUGAGCCGGUGGAGGGUGAUGACCUGUACGUCUUCGACUUCAGCCCGUACCCCGGCUCCUCGUCGCCCUACCAGCCGACCGGGGUGGUGGAAGUGAAGUCAGCAGACAAUGGUGAGACCCUGCUCUCGUGGAGCCUCACCGGCCUUGAUCCCAGCUGCAGCAGCGAUUGUGCCGCGACCAAUUGCUGUGGAGUCACAAUCAAUGAAGGCAUGAGCUGCAGCGACGCCGGAGCAACCUAUUGGGCCGGAGAUGACGGGAAUCCUUGGGGUUCCGUCAAGUACGACUCCAGCACGGACCCGGCGAACGUGCUUUUCCUCAGCGUCGACACUGGCCUCGCACGUGCGGACGUCUUGGGCCGCGCUAUGGUGAUCUAUGACGCGACUGGUGCCCCCAUUGCCUGCGGUAUCAUCGAGGAGUCUACGACAACCGUCUUCGAGGACUACCCAGGUUACUCGGGUGACUUGCCAGACACCUCUGGCGGCGUGAAGGUCGAGUCAGACGAUGAGACGCAGACGCUCAGCUGGCUCUUCACAGAGGGCGUGGAUGUGCGUUAUGUGAUCGAGGGCUCCUUGCCAUCGAAGGUGAACGACCUCAAGGUGACGACCGGGCUCAGCGCAGCGCAGGUCAACGGCCGCACCGUGAUCGUGCACGACUAUGACGGGGUCCGCAUCGGCUGCGCCACCAUCAAAAUUUGCAUCGACACCAAAACUACCGUGAAGGGUGCCAUCGAGAAGUUGGAAGAGGCAGUGGACCAGAUCAAGGAUGCCCUCACCGACCUUGAAGGCGUGGUGGCCGCCAAAUCCUCCAACCACUCCGGCAAGGGCUACUCGCACUCCGGCAGCGGCUACCACUCCUACCACUCCUCCUCUCAUCCUAAAGAGCAACAACCCUACAAGUGCAACAACAUUUGCGGUGACAUUUGCUCUACGCAGCACCCUCAGCCGGCAAGUUGCCAGCAUAUGUGCAAGACAAGGCAAAAUGCCAUCAUCCCCAUCGCUCAAGUCUUCUGCUCCAAGGGACUUUGCCCCUUCAGCCCUAUGCCUAUGCUCACCGAGACCAACGAAGAGGUCGGCCUGUUGCAGAGGAAAAGUCAUCAGGAUUCAGAGGUCGGUGCUUGCCGUCCCGUCUCCAAGUACUGCACGCUCUUCUGCAACCUUGCUGUUGAGAGAUUAUUUUCUGUUGAUGGGGGCAAUGAUGCCAUCUUACAGUGCCAGUCCCAGUGCCAAGCAAACUUCGAGCCCUUCCUAGCCGCGCUGCAGAAGUACGUGGACGGCGGAUGCUGCGAAGCGUGA
Messenger RNA from Symbiodinium pilosum, 1770 nucleotides. NCBI's taxonomy places the organism in Eukaryota, Dinophyceae, Suessiales, Symbiodiniaceae. The record is from the annotation of a GenBank genome assembly.